AUGACGUCAAACGAAGUCAGCGUUGCAAAUGUUCAAUUACCGAUCACAAUUUCAUCGUUUACUAAACAUAGCAUACACCUGUACAUUCUACGUAGUACAACAAUCGAUGAGACGUUCAAAAUCAGAGCUUUCUUAAACAACGAAUACAAAUAUACAUUUCGUCGAAUCGAAUCUUUUAAUGAACAAGAACGCACUGGUCCAUAUAUUUAUCGAGCGGAUGUGGAUCUAUAUCUCGAUACACAAGAUCGUCCGCAUAUUAAACUUGAAAAUGGUCAAGUACCCAUUUUCAGUUAUCGCAUACGUCUCUCUCGGAAAAUUCCUCAUUCGGAUACAACAUUCCGUGAUUAUAAUGAUGACAAAGAACGAACGUUCGAGAAUCUUCGUACAACUGUUCAUUAUUUCCUAUUCGACGUUCAUUUUACCAAGAACAUUGUCGAUGCCGCACCUGGGAGUAACGUAUCCUUUUGGAGUCAAUUGUGUUUAUAUACUUACUACAUUCUUCGCCAUCAGAUUUAUCCAACGUUCAGAGUCUUAACUGAACAAUUCAUUAGAAGUGCCCAAGAAGAUAAACGUAAAUUAGUCACAGCAGAUGUCAAUGAAAUUUUUCAAGAUUGUUUUACCUAUUCGCUUUAUGCUUUGUCAGUAGAAGCAAGAGAAGGCGUCGUGAAUAAAAUCAUUAUUUGUAUGAUGGGAAUUCUGCCGAUUGCAAAGUCAAAUUUCGAUGUAAAAAGUCAUUUUACCGUCAACUUUACUUUGGCAAUGACUGGAACAUUACGAGAACAUUUCGAUAAAGUCUUUGCAACGGUUAACCAAGACGAAUGGCCGUUGUUUCGUGAUGGUCUGGUUUUGUUUAUGUCCAUUGAGUUCUUAAUCAAAGCGGGCGACACGAUGACACUGAUUCAUCGGAUGAAAAAUGAACAAUGCAAAAAAGAUCUUGCAAAUGUCUUAUUGCAACGCCUGGAAGAAUUACAAAGACCAAUAAUUGGUUUGAAUUGGACUGAUUUGUUUGCACUCGUGGAUCAAAAUAUUCUCACUUUAAAACAAAUUGAAUUGACUGAAUCAAUUCCGAUCUAUAUCACUUCAUUAAUACAAAUUUUGGAAAUCGAGAAAAAUAGCAGCACACUUCAGGAUCAGGUCAUUCGACAAUUCGACAAUCUGAUAUUUGAAAGUCGUUUAUCCGUUAACCUGGAUAGCAUCAUUUUCUUACUCAAUUUCUCCCAAGUGGAUACCGCAGAAUCGAGUGAAGUAGAGAAGGAAAUUCUUCUAGUAGUGAAUAGAGCAAUUGAAAGUAGCAUUCAAUUGCGUGCAAGGAUCAAGGAUUAUUUAUACUCAUUGACUAUUACAACACAACACUUCCGUGAUAUUCAUUUGAUUGUUUCAUCUAUUUCCAAAUCCAUUAUCCUGUACCUAAUCAAAAAGCGAGAUUUGUUAAUGCAUUUAUUCUCCCAUGCUCAUACCUCGUAUUCAUAUGAGUUUUUCAAACAAUGGUGUCUUUCAUUUCUGAUAUUUGAUGAUCCGAUAAAUGAUCAAAAUAAUCAAGAUUACAAAGAUCUAUUGAAACAAUGGCUGAACCAAGUCAAUCGAAAUCCUGAUAUAAAAAUGAAAAUCAUCAUGGAUGUUGAUACAUUCAUAAAUGCAUUUGUAAAUGAACACCACUAUCGAUUAAUUUUCAUUGAACAUAUGAUCACUUUUUGUUUUCAGCAAGCAUCAAUCUACACUGUCAUAUCUGGAUCAUUGAUCCACGUCCGCAAUGAACUAUUUCUCAAUCAAUUUAGGAAAUAUUUCGCAUCUACACAAUUAGUCAUUUCUCAAGAGAAAUUGAAACAAUUACAGAACCCACUGAAUCCCUUGUAUCAUCUCAUUCGAAUCUAUACACAAGUGAAAGGUCAAAGUGCAUUGAUAAAUGAACUGAUACAACUAACAAGUAGACAAAUUAAAUUUGAAGUCAAUGAAAUCUUACGGGACACAUUCGAACGUCCGACUCGUACGGCCUGUGUUUACGCCGUUCUAUUUGAUAAUUGUUUUGAAAAUACAACUUUACGGCAGAUGAUCAUCGAUCAACUUCUUGCACUGUGGAAUUCUUGGGAAGAGGAAGGUUUUCGCGCAAAUCAACUACAAAACUGGAAGAAAUUUACGAAUGAGGAACGUCAAAUAGUCAAGCGAAUAUGGGAUUACGUGGGAGAAAAGGCCGAAAAGCAAUACCAAAUCGAUUCAUUAAUCGAUCGACAAGGACGAGAAAUGGAAGAGAAAAUCCAAAUUAAAGAAAAAAUUAUCAAAUGUCUAGAAAUCUACUGUGAACAUGCAUGUGAUAAGGAAAUCUUUUUCAAUCUAUUAGCUGAAAUCGACGAUCAACUAAGAUCCAGAGUUGUUCGUUCUAUUAGAAUUUCCGAAGAAAUUCAAACACUUGUACCCUUAGCCGAGCGACUCAAUCCGCUUGAAAAACUUCAUGCUUGGCAAACAUUCUUAGCCAAACAUCAGAAAAUUGCUGCUCGAAAUCGAUCGUCGCCAACGACCACAGAUAGUGCUUCGAGCUGUGCAAGCGACGAUGAAACGUUAUCACCUGAUGAAAGAACAACAUUAGACAAAGAGGCAAUCACAAAUGAUCUACCCAGUUCACCUCCGCCAAUCCGAUCGAAUUCUAGAAACUACUUUGCGGUUGAUCGCCGUACUUGUAUCGAAAUUUUAACGGAAUGCAUUGAUAUUCUCGACAUAUUCGGCGACUGUUUGAAAACAAUCUGCAGCAAUUGGACUCGCUUACCAUUAUCGGAGCUAUUAAACUUCUUUCCUGAUCUGCAAUAUAUCGAUCAUGAUUUUGCAAUUCUCAAGCCACUUUUACAGCCCGAUAUUUCUGAUAAACUCAAAUCUAUCUUAGAUUAUUGGAAGAACCGUGAACAUAUUCAUCACAUAUGCCGUGGUUACAUAAACCUCAUCAGCAAUCUUCAAAAGCCGGCCGAUACACUCUGUGAACAUCUUCGAAAGAUUACCGAACUUCAUCAUAAAAGUCAAUGUUUUAAAUGUUGGACACAUUAUCAAUAUUACCUUUCGAAAUUUUCUGCUCAAUGUUCAAAAGAAUUCCUUGAUUUUCUUUCUCAGUACAGUGUAUCCUACGACUUAAUUGCAUUCUUAAAUCUUCUUCCAUCAACUGAUGUCGAUAAUUUAUUACAAGCAGUGAAUGAUUGGGAUGAAAUUCUAAUCAAUACUCGAACGGUGUUGGAUUUCGUGAUGUUAAAGCGAUUUUUUGUUUUGUUUAACCAAGAAAUUAGUCCAACCGAUGCCACUAUCGAACAAGCACAGGCAGCGUUCCUCAAAAUUUUCGAAAAUGAACAAUUCAAAAGUCUCAAUCUGUUCAGUUGUUUUCAAACAUGCUCCGCGUCAUUGCCCAGUAUCAAACGUAUACAUUUAGAAUUGACCGAUAAAGAAUUAUCGAAACGAACACACAUAUCCGAUUUGAUGCGAAAGAUUACAUUUCAUUUUACAGUUCAAGCAAAUAGAUUCGACAUUGAUGUUCAACCGCAAUCAAUGGGUUUUAGUGAUUUAAGUGAAUUACGUGAUCGAGCACGGCUAAUCGAAUAUUCAACAAAUAAAAAGAAUCAAUUUCUUGUCGAUGUCGAUCGUGACAUCAAAGAACGUCGUGCAUUUGUAGAAUUCGUUGAAACAGUCGAAAAAAUUCUCAAGAACUUCUCCUCAUUAAACAUCGCUGGUCAUCCGUCAGUCGUUGAUUAUCUUGCACCGAACAGAUCCUUCACCUGUGUCAAUUGUAAUUACCAAGAAUUGACCGAAUUCAGUAUUCAAUUGGACACUCUUUUGGAAUCAUGGCAAACUGAUCUCUGUCAAAUGUAUGAAAAACAUCUGGAUUUGACUUAUUUUUCACAUCAACAAAUUUGGGUUAUUGAAGAUUAUCUCUACAAUCGAACCGAGCCUCUAACGACGAAGCAUGCCGGGUAUCAUUUAUUGAAAUAUAUCGGAAUCGAGCCGAAUACCAUCCGUUCAGAAUAUUUACCUGUUAAAGGCAAUAAUCCCACGGAACGUUUGAAAAAUAUCGGUAAAAUUUUAACAGCACAGCGAACGAAGAUGGAUUUGAGUGUAAAACAAGAAAGUAUCAAUAUCAAAAAAGUCUAUGUGGCCGAGACAUCCAACGAAGGAAUUUUACGGACCAUACUGUCCUUAUUUAAAAUAACUGAAACGCCAUGUUUGGUAAAUCAUCUCUUCUAUUGUGCAGAAGAAACCAGCUGGAUGGAAAUGCGUGCAUUUGCUUACCGUUGUUUCUAUUCUCAACAACUGCAUCAAUUAAUUCGGCCAGAAUUGUUAUCAUCAUCGAUUCAAGAUCGUUUUACGCGUUUAAUCAAGCAAUUUAUGGAAGAAAAUCCUCAACGUUAUUUUCGUUUAGGUCUGAUUACAACUGUUUCAAGUACGCACUUGCAACUCAUCAAUGGUCUACGAACAUUGCAGAUCGUGCUCACAAUUCACGAUCAAGAUAUGUUGAAUGAACUUGGUUUAAAGGAAAUUAUUCAAAAAUCGAUCGAUGAGAAUUGUACCUUAGUCACAUCGAGAAUCAAUGGUUUAGGUAAAACAAGUUUGAUUCAAAAUGAAAUUCGAAAGAAAGGCAAAAUUUACAUCAAAUUUCCUAUCAGUGGUGAUAUUGACGUUGAUAACAUUGCUGAACGACUGUGUAAUUAUGGCAACCAAUUAACAUCAGCGAGAGCAGCUUUACAUAUUGACAUCGGAGCAAUUAACAAUAUGAAACAAUUGAAUGAACUCCUUUAUUGUCUACUACUCUUUCGAGGUUUUCGUUUUAAACAAAUUGCGGUUUAUGUACCGAUUGAUAUACCCAUUUAUAUUGAACUUGAUUCUUCACCCGCUCCGAUCGAUAUUCGUGAGAAAGUUGUUUUAUUGAAAUUCAUCAAAACAAAUCAUAUCGAACACAUCGAUUGGAAUACAUUCAGAAUUCAUGAUCCAUCAGCUGUACGAUUAAUCAUCAGAUAUCUUCAAGCCAUCGACGAUGGAACCAUUCGAGAACAUUGCAUUACUGAAGAUCCGAACAUUGAUAUCGAUCUAUUAAAAGGUAUCAAUCGGUUGAAGGCAACUUUUCUAUUAGGCAAAGACUUGGAAUAUAUCACUUGGACGAAGUUGUCAAUUUUUAUUUCCGUUUAUUAUCGUUUAUUUUCGGGAUUUUCACGAUGUGGCUAUUUCUUUCCUGAUUUAAUACCAGAGCCACAAUUACGUUUAGAUAUUCUUCAAAGUUUUCUCAAGUCAUCGAAUCAAUUCACAUCGAUGUGCGUUGAACGUGUACGGAAAAACCAACGUUCAGUGAGUACAAAUGAUGCUGCUGUUUCAUUCAGCGAAGCCAUUGUGUCUUGGGACGAUACAGAACCAUUUACAGUUGUCUUUUCGGCAACUAACGAUCCGCUAUUCAUAUACAAACAGCCUACUGAUGUUCCCCAAUCUCUGGUGAGAACAUUUCAAUUAUACAUGGAAGAGACCACAAAUCAAAAGAACUUGAAGUUAACGGACGUUUUUCCGGAUUACAAUCAUUUCACGCAUGUUCAAUUCUUUCUGAAACUCGCAUCCUUAUCAAAGAAAUAUUUUUACAAAGCGAUAUGUACGAAAUGUUACAGUCAAUAUGAAUAUAAUUCUUUACCAUAUUGCACGAAAUGCAACAUAAGCGAUACAUUGUUUCGUCCGUUUUCGUCGCAAACCGAGGAUAUUAUUAAAUUUCAAGAAAAAAUAGCAGCUCAGAUUCAACAGGAAUAUGUACUGACACCGGAUAAUUACUUGAAAAUGUUGUUGAUCUAUUUGCGAGUAGAAAGUGGCCUUCCGGUAUUGAUCAUGGGAGAGACAGGUUGUGGUAAAACUGCAUUAAUUCAGUUCUUAUGUCAAAAAAUUCUCGAUGACGAAAUUGAAAUCUUUCGUAUUCAUGCAGGUGUAACAAGUGAGCAAAUUAUUGAAACAAUUGGAAAACUGUCCGACAAAGCUCUUCAAUGCCGUGCACAAAACAAACGUCUAUGGGUGUUUCUCGAUGAAUUCAACACAACGCCUAAUAUUGGUUUGAUCAAAGAAAUAACCUGUGAACGAACAUUACUUGGUAAACCUAUUCCGGAAAACAUGGUUCUUCUAGGUGCCUGCAAUCCUCAACGACGAAAAGAAGUGGAUAAAAAUGUGAAUAUCAACAUUGGUAUCAAAAAAGAUGUCUAUGAAAUGCAGCGAUUGAAAGAUGCUUGUGGAAUUUCACUUUUAUACACAGUCGUGCCAAUUCCUGAAACUAUGUUAGAAUAUGUUUGGGAUUACGGUUAUCUCAGUGACUCAGUUGAAAGGGAAUAUAUACGAACGAUGUUGAAUACGUGUAAAAGUCUAACCAAAGAUCGCAAUCUGUUCAAUUUAACUGUGGAAGCCAUAUCUGUUUCUCAGAAGUUCUUUCGUCAACAUGAAGACGUCAGUAGCGUUUCAUUACGUGAUGUCGCACGAUUUUGUCGUUUAUACAAUUGGUUUCAACAAUCUAUUAUUGAUCGAGAAGGAGCAGAUAAAUUUACUGAUAAAUUGUCUUCUCUUCUCGAGCGUUCGAGUUUAAUGGCACUUGUACUCUGCUAUUAUUUUCGUCUUAGUUCGCCCGACGAGCGAAAAAAAUACACCAACCAAAUGGAAGAAACUUUGAAAUCUGUUUUGAAGGAUCGAUCGCAUAUCUCGAAUUAUUUAGUGAAACUUCUUGAUAUCGAACAAAAGAAAUUAAUCGAUCGGAUGAAAUUACCACCUGGUACAGCUAAAAAUCGCGCACUCAAAGAUAAUAUCUUUGUUCUGCUGAUUUCGAUCGUCAAUCGUAUUCCUGUGAUUAUUUGCGGUAAACCAGGUUGUAGCAAAACAUCAGCGGUACAAAUUGUCAUUAGUAAUUUGAAAGGAAACAAAUCAACUGAUCCAUAUUUUCAAACAUUACCAGAAUUGGUCACCGUUUCGUAUCAAGGAUCACAAAAUUGUACAUCAGAAAGUAUUAUCAAAGUCUUUCAACGCGCUGAUAAGUAUCUAAAUGCCAAAUCUAAUGCGAAUAUUUUACCCGUAAUUGUCUUCGAUGAAAUUGGUCUUGCUGAAUUAUCACCACAUAAUCCACUGAAAGUCCUCCACAGUAAAUUGGAAGUCGAAACAUGUCAAUACGGCUUUGUGGGUUUAUCCAAUUGGCGACUUGAUGCAUCGAAAAUGAAUCGUGCUCUUUAUCUUUCAUGUCCUGAUCCUGAUAUAGAAGAUUUAACUCUAACAGCAAAAACGAUUUUCGAUGCUCUGGUACCGUCCGAUGGGCAGAUAGCACGAAUUGAUCCAUCGAUUAUUGAAGCACUUGCUAUUGCUUACAAUAAAUUGUAUACGUUUUUUACAACACACGUAGAACAGCAAAAUAAUGCUAAUUACUUUGGUCUACGUGAUUUCUAUUCGUUGAUCAAAGGUGUUGUUAAUGAUUUAAUUAAAAGUACGGAUGAUGAUCAAUCGUAUCAGUAUAUUCGUCAACAAUUGAUUAUCAAUUUCGAUGGUGUUUAUGAUGCUUCACAAUUUCUAUGGAAUCGCUUCUGUGAACAUCUUAAUCGUACACACCUCAUUGAGCAAUAUCGAUCGCCAUCAUUCAAACAGUUACUCGACCUAAGAUUAACCUCUCGUCAAGGACGUUAUCUAAUGCUAAUCGCUGAAAACGAAGGUGUCAUUGAUUAUGUGGAACGAUAUAUCAUUGUUAAACAUCAACUGCUACCCGUACGAACAUUAAUUGGAAGUUGUUUUUCGGGAGAUUUCGUUUCCGGAACGACUUAUACUGAAAAAUAUAAUCAUCGAGUCUUGAUGGAUAUUAUACUCUACGCGGAAACUAAUGUUACAUUAGUUAUGCGUCGCAUGGGACAUUUGUAUGAUAAUCUAUAUGAUUUAUUUAAUCAAAAUUUCGCGGUGUCUGGAACGAAGAAAUAUUGUCGAAUUGCUCUCGGUGCACUCUAUCACCCUCACUGUCUUGUUAAUGAUGACUUUUACUGUGUUGUUUUCGUUCGACGAGAAGACUUGAACAAAUGUGAUCCACCAUUUUUGAAUCGUUUCGAAAAGCACAUCAUUGAUAUGAAGUCAUUAGUUCAUGAACGACAUUGGUCGGUUAAUGAUCAACUUCUCAAUGAAUUACUCAGUCUACGUCCAACGAAUAUGAAUAAAUACUUUCCAUUAUUACAACACCUGUUUGUCGAUUACAGUAACGAUUAUUUGUGUAAUUUAGUCAUUGAUGCAUUUAAUUAUUUAAAUCUCUCAGUUGAUGACGAAACCAAUACAGAUGAAAUCAUCAGUUAUUGUAAAGAGAAACUAAUCCGAACGAGUUCAUUUGAUUUACCUAUUGUACUUUCACUGCAAGGAGAUGGAACUCAUCCAUUUAUUGAUCAAUAUUAUGAUAUCCAUACAAAUCUUAACUUUCAAUUAGUUCUUAGUCAAGCCUUGAAAGAAGAUGUUUUACCAAAUCAAAUUAUCUAUACAUACACACAAAUCUUUCACAUGAUUGAUUACCAAUGUGAUGAGAUUGAAGAAAUGAAACUGAAUACAUACAAAACGGAAGUUGAAUUAACGAAUAAGAUUAAAGAACAUUAUCAAAAACAAGAUCAAAUUCGUUUGUUGAUCAUUCGUGUUGAUUACCAUCAAGAACAUGAACAUAUUCUUCUAUUGAAACAUAUUCUACUGAAUUCCAAAGUUUCCCCAACUAAUCGAAGUGUUUGGCUAAUUUUUCAUCUUCAACGUCAUAUGUUAAAUCAAACAACCAAUGAAGUUUUAUUUAAUGGUUGGUCAACGUUAAUGAUCAAUGACUUGAAUGAACAUAAAUUAGUACCGAAAUCGGUUCUAUUAAAUCCAUCUUAUCAUGAUUUAGUCACACAUCCACAUUUUCUUCUGUCCGAAUGUUUAUUUAAUGAGCUUAUUGAUCGUUGUUUAACGAAAUUCCGUUAUACAGUUACACAGAAAGAUUUAUUAUCCAAAAUAAACCUUCGACGAAAUCAAAUCAUUGAACACUUGACCAUCAUAAUUGACUCUCAAUCGUUACGUUCAAUUAUUCAAGAAAAUCUCUUGAAAUUAUUAGACAAAAUCACUUUAACUCGAUUCUCCGAUUGGCGACACGAUUUGUUAACCAACGGAAUCAUCAUCGGUACAUGUCGUUCGUUCAAUGAUGCUUUACAAUACAUCAUUUCACAGUACUACGAGAGUUAUCUUCUAUUGCUGCUGUAUCAUUUCGAAAAUGCGUCAUUGAUCGAUGCAUUUUUCUUCCUGUGCAAGAAUCGAUCAAGCUAUCCAUUGAAUAAGAUUUGGUUUGAUUGUUUAAACUCCAUUUUGAAGACAAUCGAUACAACGAUCAUAAAUCUCGAAGUGAUUGAAAUGCCACUGAUAUUCGAUUUACAUUUACCAUGUGCAAGAAUGGAAUAUGAAAACAUUCGUUUAAUACGACAGAGUAUUUCCGAACGACGAGAAGAAGAAGAUUUGAACGAAGAAGAUUUAAUUGCCAAAGCAAUCAGGCAACUACGAACCAAGAGCAUCUACAGUUCGAACUUGGAUUCAAUAUUUACUGAUCCAGAUUUGUUUAAAUAUUAUUAUGAUGAUCAGCUAUCAUUGAUGCUUGAUGAAGCUAAAAUUUAUCAAUUACCAUCAGCGUUUGUUCAACGUUUACUCUUGACAAAUCCAAUGCGAACGCUUGAUGAUCGAUUGAAACAUCUAUUGAUUGAUUACAAUGAAUUGUUUGAAAUAUUGAGACUACUUGAAAUCAGUACGAAAGUGAUCAAUGAAGAUGAUUUCAAUCAAUUAUUCACUCAACAAUUUAUCGUACGAGAUGACACAAAUACGAAAUUCCCUAAGAAUGAAAGUGUAUUCUAUACUCUUAUGUUAACCGGCGAACGGUUUUGUUUAAUACCACCAAAAUCGGAAUUAGUUGAUCAAGAAAGCUUUCAAUGCGAUGGUGAUCCAUUCAUUGAAGUGAGUCUUAUGAAUUUGAUUGAACUCCUUGUUCUACCAUUGACUAUCGAUCGCGUUCACAAUAUUGAACAAUUAACGACAACAUACAGUCUUGUUGCGCAAAGUAUUCUCGGUUUAAAGCAUUAUUCGGUGAACAACCUAGAAAAACUACGCUCAUUCAUUAGUCUCGUACGUUGUAUCACAACAAUAAUACCAACAAACAAUGCAUUGAGUGUUUUCAAAGAAGCCAUUCGUUACGCUGGUUUCGAUGCCACAUUCGUAACAUGCGAUGACAUUCAUAAGUUUAUUACACAACUGGAACGAAUCAUCAGUGCAAAUGAUAAAAAUGCCAAUCAAACCGUUGUACAACGAACAUUAUUGAAACUCGAAAGUGAAUUCUUGAAGAAUUGGCUAGCUGAUCAUAGUGAUGAAUAUUUGAAUAUUCUUAGUUUGAUGAGUAAAUCCGAUAAUAAUCUUUGGCAAUAUUCCGCGAAAAUUUUCACAUACAUCGAUCAAGAACUUCGCUUGUUGCCGAUGAGCCGGGAUUCUCAUGGGCAAAUGCCAACGAUGGACAAUUAUGAGUAUGUCAACGAGGAUCUAAAAGAAUUAAGCAGUGAAUAUCAACGAUUAGAUAAAUAUCUAUGCAAAUUGAAUGAUUCAUCGCGAAAAAUUGAACAUAUUAUGGCUGCACGUAUUCAUAUGCUGUUGAUAUUACCCAUAAACAAAAAAGAAUUGAUUGAAGACGUUGUCAAUUCAGAAUUCGCUCACUUCGAAGAGAACAUUCGGACUAUACAAAGUAUUUCAAAUGAUUCUGGCAUCACCUUGGUUUGUUUGAUUGCUUGGGUGAAGUAUUACGCACAGCUCUAUGCUUUUAUGCUCAUUAAUGAUAUUCAUCAUUCGAUCUUGGAAGAUAUUGAUAAAUUAUUGACUCGAGAUGAUUUUCUUUUGUGUUCGACGAUUAAAUUGUUCAUUAUUAAACAAUUAUGUCAGAUGUCGAGCAUUAAAUUGGAUGAUUUACGCAAGAUUAUCUUCAAUCGAAAUGUGACUUGGCUAAAACCAAUGAUUGCAAUCUCUACCGGUCAGAACACACACGACACACGGCGUAUUUUCACUCUGCCAAUACCACUAUUUGAACAUCACCAAGAAUUUGUUCGUAUCAGUCGUAUUCUUACUCAAGAUGCCGCCAGAGAUAAAGUUCGGAAACUAAUUAAUGAAUGUCAAACGAGUCAAUCGACAUUCUAUUGUUUUCUCAUUUGGUUUAUUCAUUACUAUACGCGGUUCUAUUUAAAUGAUGACCUUCAGUCGAAUGAUUAUUAUCACGAAUUAAUCAAAAACGAAUUAAGUCAAGAAGUAAUUCAUUGUUUUGAACGUAUUGGAUAUAAAUUUCUCGUUUUGCUAUGUACAAACUUUGACAACACAAGUUAUUUUCAUUUACAUCCGAAACUGACUACAGAUGAAGUGCACCAACGUUUAGUAGCACUACAUAUCGUUGCACUUUUACUUUCAUACAAAACUUUAGCACAUACGUCCUAUUUGAGUACAUUAUUCUUCGAUGGAAAUUUGAGGACGCCAGAAGAUUAUACUACUCAUUUUCAAACCUCUGUUUGUUUACCUGGACUUCUCUCGAGUAAUCCAAUCAUUACUCAAAUGAUGGAUGUACGCACAACAGUGAAAGAACGUUUAGACCAGGGUCAGAUCUACGAGCCCGGAAAGUUUGUUUUUCGCUGCUCCGAAGAGUGCGACUGGAUGUUCUUUUUUAUUAAUUGUGGCGUACCUGUCGAUCAAAGUCAAUGUCCAAUGUGUAAAAAGCAAAUCGGUGCCGCACAGUAUGGCGUUCUUAUUGAACGUGAUCCUCCACAAAUCCGAAUGAACAUUGAGGACGGUUUUCAAUUUAUAAACAACUAUAUCGAGAAAUACAAUAGAACUCCACGAUAUGGAUACCAUAAUCUAACAUCAGCAAAGCAAAGUAACGAAUAUGAAAAAUCUGAUCAUUUAAAUCGAUCGAUCUCAUAUCGUUUUAUGCACAUGAUCACUCAUGCAUCAUUACUUUUCCUUCAUGAACUGUCCUUAUUACCGAAUUUAAAACUUCCGAGUCCUGAUCAUUUUCAAGAACACUUUGAAAAAGAUUAUUCUCUUCUUCGACAUCAAAUAACUGAUAAUGAUCAAUGUUUUAUUUGGUUGUACAAAUUAAUCAACCAUAUGCUGGACAAAAAUCUAAUUCUCAAAGGUUUUAUGAAUACUAAUGAGAAAGUCGUACAAUUGGAAAAGCUUCUCGAAGAGAAAGUCCUUUUCAAUCAUAUCGAAUCAGUUGCCAAUGAAAUUAAUCAGUAUAAAACGGCAUAUGCCGAGUAUGUUCGACAGCAAGAUGCCGAAGCAACGUUGGGUGAUUACGUUGAUGAAAUUUUUCAAGAUGAAAGCAUGUAUCCAUUAUUAACUUUCUUCAACGUAACCAACAUUUACACAUCAAAUCCAAUCAUUGAAUUUCGCAACAAACUUCAAACAAUCCCGUAUGGCGACGAGAUUUAUCCUGUGACAACAUUUCUCAUGAAACGACUAGUGGAUUAUGCUAACAUUCAACAUUUGUAUCCUAUCGUAGCUUUUACCAACUAUCUCAUUGAAAAGUUUAAUCAUCGUAUCAAACGCAAUGAAGCUUCCGAAACACCAAUCGCUUACUAUUUAACGCACGGUACUGAUUGUGAGACGAUCAAUGCAUUAUAUGAAGACUUUGUUCAUGGAUGGUAUCACCUUAAUUUCACUGAAGUGCGCUACGGUUGUCAAACGGCAAACUUCGAGUUACCAAAAGCAAAGGAAGAUUUUGCUACACAUACUAAAUUAGCGAUGGUCUUAUUGAAUACGACCAAAGACAAUAGCAGCAUCCUUUUAGCUGGAUGUUUACGAACUAUCGCUGAAUUACAGAAUGAAAUUGUUCACUUUUUUCAUAAUCGAAUUCUUAACGACGGUAGCAAUAAUCGAUAUCAAGAAAAUAGUAUACCAAUACAAUCCAUUCGACCAGAGCACACCUUGUAUUUGGACGAGAAUGUUAUUAGCACAAAACUGAUUACCGAUGGAUUCACUCUUAAUUAUCAAUAUGGAAAAAGUCAAGACAUCAUCUAUGACUUCGAAGAGAUUGAAUUAUUUUUAAGAAAUAUGAUUGGUUGUUUACCAUUGAUUGAUACCGAAAAAUUACGCUUUCUGAAUUAUCAAUUCGAGCUCUACAGCGAAAAUACAGCAUUGAUCAACGAUGUUCGUCAACGUAUUAAACAAGAACUUUUCAAAGAGAACGAUCGAAUGAAAUAUAAGAAUCUGAUUAAUAGUAUGCAAAAUGAUGACAUGCUUCAUUAUCUUGGAUCACUUGAUUAUGUUUUCACUUAUUUACGCAACAUGGACGAUGGGACAGCUGACGAAUCAAUGACAAUUCAAACAUUUGUAGAGAAACAUAUUCGCACAAGUGCUUGUCUCAAUGAUCAUGUUCUUCAACGGCCCCCAUUUGCUACGAUACAUCUAAAAUAUAUUAUCGAUCUGUAUGAAUUAAUCGAAGAGAGUGUUUUUGAUCAUGUUGUACGUCAUUAUGUCAAACGAACGUUAACUGAAGAGUCAUUCGAUGUUGCUGAACGAAUCACUCUGGUUAAACAAUUUAGUCAGAUGACAUUCAAGAAAGAAACAAUUGCACUUUCACUUCGAGACAUUCAUGUAUGGAUUGCAAUUCUCAAACGUUUAAUGGUACGUGUCCUAUCGAAUACCAACGUUGCUCUCGAUGUGCCAAUACAAAUUUAUCUCGAACGAACAGAUUUGUGGACUGGAAAUAUCACCGAAGGUGAUAUACAAACAUUUGAGGUUACUGAGCAGAUACUUCUGCAACACACUUACGUUAUUUUGAAAGGUUUGGAAACUGAACGGGACAAAAGUCUUUUAGUAAAUCAUUCCGACCAGCAGACACCGCCUCAAACCGAUCACUUGCAAAGUUCUGAAACGCAACUGAUCAGAGCGCAAACGUGGCAUAACGACAAAAUUAGUGAUGUCCGUACCACAAUACGAGUGAUAAAACCAGAUCAAAAUCCCGGCAAGAAGAGACGUGUAUAA
Adineta ricciae is the source of this 14007-nucleotide messenger RNA. Lineage: Eukaryota; Metazoa; Rotifera; Eurotatoria; Adinetida; Adinetidae. The record is from the annotation of a GenBank genome assembly.